GCUUAUAACGUUAAAACUUUUCAUUAAAACUGUAUGCCUCUGCACUAAUCGAGAAUAUUAUUCACUUUGGAAUUAAUAAGUUUAAUUGAUUUUGCGAGGUAUCAGAUCCAGCAUAUUACUCAAAGUGUUAAUACUUCAAACUAUGUAAUUUUUUGUUGAAUUUUUACAAUUUACCAUAAAAAAUAUGUUGUUAUUAUUUGCAAUUGAAGAAUUGGCAACUUUGAGCAUGAAUGACUGGUGAAAUCCAUCAUAUGUGGUUUAUUUGCGGCGAAUUCAUUAUUUCCAGUUUUCAACAAAAUCUUGAACUGCUUCGUUAACUUAUUUUAGUGUUCAAUAACGACUGAAAUAAAAUGUUUAAAAUAAUUAAAACUUGCUUUUUACAUGGUAGCCCAAUUCCUUGAACUUUAGUACGUUUUAAUUAACAAUAUGUAUUAAUAUAUACAAUACGUUAUAAAUUUAUUUGCUUACUAAUGUCUGCGGAAAAAAAAAUUAAAAAACAGGCAACACUGUAUAUUUCACUUUAGCAGCUUGCAGAAAGGGCUUUAUCCCGCGUGAAUUUAUUUAUCGUCAUUAAAGAAACUAAUAAUUCUAAUUUUAUAAAAGUUUCGUAAAAUGCCUAAAACGAAGAAAAGAACUAGCAGUUCAUCUAGCAGUGAUUCUGGACCAGACGACAGAAAUGUACCACCGGUUAAAAAAUCCAAAGUAAGUUCUGAUAAGACUGGUAGUGGAUCCAGCAAUAAAGAUGCUAAUAGCUCAGGAAACCCAAAUGGGCCUUGGACAAUUGAAAAAUUGCGUCAGGUGGGUAUAAAUGAGUUUAAAGGACGUAAAAUGGUGGACAUUCGAGAAUUUUACGAGAAAAAUGGUGAAAUCUUGCCCGGUAAAAAAGGAAUAUCUCUGUAUCCCCAUCAAUGGAAAAAAUUGCUGGAACUAGCUCCUGAGGUGAAUAAAGCUUUGGGCGAUUAACCAACACCAACCACAUUAAUCGAUCACCAGUAAAAUUGUAUUUAUUAAUUUUUAUAUGUAUGUGUAUAAAAUAAUAUAAUCAAAAAAACAUCGUUUCAAUUAGACAUUGAUAA
Molecule: messenger RNA, 1076 nt
Organism: Bactrocera oleae (olive fruit fly)
Lineage: Eukaryota; Metazoa; Arthropoda; Insecta; Diptera; Tephritidae
Gene: Ssb-c31a
Product: single stranded-binding protein c31A
Biological process (GO): positive regulation of transcription initiation by RNA polymerase II
Cellular component (GO): nucleus; transcription regulator complex
Molecular function (GO): DNA binding; transcription coactivator activity
Source: RefSeq, a predicted model, not a curated record